AUGGGGUCCAGGAGACAAGACUACGACUACCUGAUCAAACUGUUGCUUAUAGGGGACAGCGGCGUGGGCAAGAGCUGCCUGUUGCUGCGCUUCGCCGAGGACAGCUUCACCUCGAGCUUCAUCACCACCAUCGGCAUCGACUUCAAGAUAAAGAAGGUGCUGAUCGAUGGCAAGUGGGUCAAGCUGCAGAUAUGGGACACGGCGGGGCAGGAGCGCUUCCGCACAAUCACCAGCGCCUACUACCGCGGAGCCAUGGGCAUCCUGCUGGUGUAUGACGUCACCGACGAGGCCUCCUUCACCAACAUCCGCAACUGGAUGAAGAACAUCGAGCAGCACGCCUCGGACAACGUGCUGGUGGGCAACAAGAGCGACAUGGACGAGAGCAAGCGCGCGGUGGCGUACAGCCGGGGCCAGGCGCUGGCCGACGAGUUCCGCAUGCAGUUCUUCGAGACCAGCGCCAAGAACAACACCAACGUGGACGAGGUGUUCCAGUCGGUGGCGCGGGACAUCAUGCUGCGGCUCAAGGACACGCAGCCAGAUGCAGGCAGCGGCGCAGGCAGCGGUCCCAGCCUGCGGGUGGGCGCCGGGCAGCGCAAGGCAGUAGCCAGCAGCAAGGGCGGCUGCUGUUGAGCGUGGAGUAGGGAUCAGUGUGAGCCUCGGCUUGCCGACCCCCACGGAUGUCUCGCCUCGCAGAGCUGCUGUUCCUUCUUUUUCUGUGUCACCCGCUACUCGUUUCGGGGUGCCUGUAAUCUCUUGUGCCUCCUGCUUGCUCUCCUUGAUUCUUUCUGGGCUCUUGUGCCUACGGCAGCCUGGCACUGUUCUCCUCAGCUCUUCCGAAUGUAACCACGACGCUAC
Messenger RNA from Chlorella variabilis, 855 nucleotides. RefSeq lists its product as hypothetical. The coding region runs from base 1 to 630 and encodes 209 amino acids. The transcript is spliced from 6 exons. The record is from RefSeq and is a predicted model, not a curated record. Gene Ontology annotation, molecular function: GTP binding; GTPase activity. Gene Ontology annotation, biological process: protein secretion; regulation of exocytosis. NCBI's taxonomy places the organism in Eukaryota, Viridiplantae, Chlorophyta, Trebouxiophyceae, Chlorellales, Chlorellaceae.